Trypanosoma theileri is the source of this 315-nucleotide messenger RNA. RefSeq lists its product as uncharacterized. NCBI's taxonomy places the organism in Eukaryota, Euglenozoa, Kinetoplastea, Trypanosomatida, Trypanosomatidae. The transcript has a single exon. The record is from RefSeq and is a predicted model, not a curated record. Bases 1 to 315 code for a protein of 104 amino acids.
AUGCGCCUGCGGCACCCGCAUCCAGCGCAAAUCCCUAUCGAUAUCGUUAUUCUCGAGCGUGGCAACUUCCACGGUCGACGCUCGAAGCACCAGAACUCAAACACCGCCUUGGCAACGCCAACUCGCGUUUUAGGGAGCUAUUCUGGCCCGCCACUUUGCUUUUAUAGAGGUGGGGCGCCGGCGUUUCAAGGCGCCCAGCGGGAUCUUGAGGCGUGCUGGCAGCCAUUCCGCGCUGCAAGUACGGUGCCGCACGGUUUUUUUCCACAGGGUGGUUCGCAACCAGCGCGCCGGCUUAAGCGGACCUGCUUCCUAUAA